AUGGGAAGGAGGAAGCAGCGGGGCCGCUCUGGCGGCUCAACCAACAAGAAGAAGGGAUCUCGCAAGCAGGCCAUUGACACCGACGAAGAUUUCCAGCGUCGGGACGUGUACAAUGCAGAUGCCAUCGACUUCUCCAAGGUCAAGCCUGUGGAUGAAGGCGACUCUGACCAGGAGUAUGCCGUCGGCUCUGGCGAGGACGAGGAUAUUGACUCCGAUGCCGCGCUCGACUCCGAAGACGAGCAGAUGUUCGAGGACAUUAUGCAGGGCAAGAAGCCGGCCAAGGCCGCAGCCCGAAAGCAGAGCAAGAAAGCGUCGCUUCGCCCACAGCUCGACCUCUUGGACGAAGAUGACGACAACAUGGCCAUGCACGCAGACAACGCAGCCUCCGAGGAUGACGAUGAUGACGCCGAUGACUACAUGGACCUGUCUGAGAUGCUGACACGCGGUGACGGCGACGACAAGCCCGCCAAGGAGGGAGGCGAAGCCGCUGCUGGUGGUGUGCCCGCUGAUGCUGACGACGAUGAUGAUGACGACGACGGUGACGCUCUUGAUGAUGACGAGGCGCAGGAGAAGUACCAGCAGGUUGUGGACGGCUUUCUCAACAUGAGCAAGACCCUUGUUGACCGCCACGAGCGAACGGAGGCCGAGGCGCCGAGCAUGGCAAACGUGACCGGCACUGCCGCCACAGACAAGGUCUCCCUCACAGACCUCCUGGGCACACUCGGCGACGGCGGCGCAAAGAUUGGACGCCUGAAGCAGGCGCUGGCGCCCCUCAGCGCUAAACAGAGCACGAUGAAGCUUGACACGCCGCUUGGCCGCGCUGCAAAGGAGAAGAUUGCCCGCCAAACGGCAUUCACACAGGCAGCAGAGAACGUUUCCCGAUGGGAACCGAUUGUGCGGGAGAACCGGCGUGCGGACUUUGUGUCGUUUGCGGGCGACCCGACAGCCAAGCGUCUCAUGUCCACUGUCGCCGCCCUUGCAACCAAGUUCAAGCCAAAGUACGACGUCGAGAAGCAGAUUGAGCAAGCGCUUCAGGCGAGCAAGGCGGUUGAGUCCCAGAAGAAGGCGUUGACAGAAGGAGAAAGCCUUGCCCUCAAAGCGCUGUCGCCAAAGGAGGCUGAGGCGCGCGUGCGUGAACUGGCGCGCAUUCGGGCGCUCAACUCGUACUACGAGGCAAAAUGCAGACGCAUCAAGAAGAUCAAGAGCAAGAAAUACAGGAAGAUCCGUCGCAAGGCUGCGCAGCGGCUUGAUGACGAGAGCCUUGAGGAGUUGGACGAGGAUGAACGGAAGCAGCGACUGCUCAAGCAGGAACGCAAGCGCGCAGAGGAACGCCUGACGCUGAAGCACAAGAACAAGGGCAAGUGGGCCAAGCGAAUGAUGGCACGCGGGAGCAUGGACGUGGACACACGCCGUGCCCUCAACGAGCAGCAGCAGCUGAGCCAGCAGCUGCUGAAGAAGGCGACGAUGCAGGAGUCGGACGACGAGCAGGGCGGCGACUACGACAUGAACAGCGACUUUGACGAGGAGGAAGAGACGGUGGAGGACGCUGUUGCCGGUCUGGAGGAGGAACUGCGUGCGGCGCCGGCGAAGCAGACGGCCACGGGGAUCGAGGGCAUGAAAUUCAUGCAGCAGGCCGUGCAGCGGCAGCGCGAGGAGGCCGAGCAGAUGCUGCGAGAGCUGAAGGCUGAGCUGGCCGGUGGUGCGGCGGAGACGGACGACGUGUCGACGGCGCACAGGAUGAAGCUUGGACCGUCGAGCAGCGGCAAGACAGCACGCGCCCGCAAGAACAAGGCAGAUGCAGCAGCGGCAGCAGCAACGGCAAAGGAGAAGCGCGCAAGCAAGAAAGGUGGCGCUGACGACAGUGACGACGACGAUGACAAUGACGGCGUUGGUGGUGGUGUUCGCGAUGGCGCUGUUGCGAGUGACAGUGACAGCGCGAGUGACGAUGAGAACGCGGACAGCAGCGCAGUUGUUGGUGGCGGCGAUGACAGUGCAGCACCGCGAUUCAGGGGCAAGCGCACGGUGCGGGCACGUGGUGCUGUUGAGGUGAAGAUUGGUGCCAGUGGCGAGGAUGUGGGCGACAUGCAGGUGACAAGCGUGGAGACGCACGCGGAAGCCGUGCAUGGUGGUCUGGGUGGCACCACCACCAGCACCAGUCAGAAGAAGCAAGCGCGCGCCUCUGAUACGCAGCAGGGCGGUGCAACCAAGUCAACGGGCGGUCCCAGUGCAAAGAACCAACAGCAGCAGAAAGGGAAGGCAGGUCAGGGCCAGCAGAAGCAGAACAAGAAGCAAGAGAAGAAGCAGGCGGCAGCAGGCACCACAACCAAGGAGAAGCAGAGCACCAAGAAGGCUAAGCAAGGCGAUGAUGCCACAGCAACAAAAUCAUCAUCAGGAGCAGCAGCAAAGUCGAAGGCGAAGGCGAAGGCGAAGGAAGCCGCCCCGACGGACGCUGGCGAGACCAACCUGUUUCUUGCUGCCAUGUCGCGGAAGCCUGAGGACAACAGCAGCAAACGCAAGGGCAAGAAGGGCAAGAAGGGCAAGGCAGGUGCUGCCAAUACUGAUGCUGAGAACCCCUGGAUUCAGGCCGCUGCAGGCAACAACGCCGGCCUGACACCGCAGAUGGUGAUCACGGACAAGUCGACGGCGAGCGAGAAGCGCAUGGCCAAGCUGCAGAUGCUGCGCAGCAAGGCGCACAAGAACAACGGCGCACCGCAGCUCAAGGACUUGGAAGCGGCUGUGACGAACACGACCGCGAAGCAGGCGGAGCUUGACGCAAUCAAGAACGACGUUCUGGAUGAAGACGAGGCGACCGCUGACGCAACGCAGGGACACACGCGCCUUGAUCUCACCAAGUCCAACAAGGAGCUCAUUGCACAGGCGUUUGCAUCGGACGAUGUAUUGGCACAGGAGUUUGAGAAGGAAAAGGCCGCAAUUGCAGAUGCAGAGACGCCAAAGGACAAGGUGACAUUGAUGCCUGGUUGGGGCGAAUGGGCCGGCGUUGGGAUGAAGUCCUCGACCAAAGUCAAGCGGAUUGUGAAGAAAGCGCCGCCUGCGAAGAAGCGGCGGGAUGCGCAGCACAAGACGGUCAUCAUUACAGAAAAGGCGAACAAGCGACUGCAGGAGAAGAAGAUUGCAGCCAUUCCGCACCCGUUUGUCAACCCGGCUCACUUUGAACAAGUCAUGCAGGCGCCAGUCGGCCGCGAGUGGAACACGGUGCGCGUGUUCCAGAAGAGCGUGCGUCCUGCUGUGGAAACCAAGGCUGGCAUGUACAUUGAGCCCAUGAAGAUGACAAAGGGUGCCAUUGCCGAGGCAACGCGCAAGUUUGAAGAAAAGACUGGGGGAGACAGCAACAGCAACAGCAACAGCAACAGCAAGAACAACAAGAACGGCAAGAACAGCAAGAACAACACGGCGGUAUCAGCAACAGGGAAGGGGAAGCGCGGUGCCGGUGGCAACCAACGCCCGCAGAAGCGAGCAAAGAAGGGUGGUGCGUCUAAGUCACACAAGCAGUAG
Messenger RNA from Salpingoeca rosetta, 3513 nucleotides. RefSeq lists its product as uncharacterized. The record is from RefSeq and is a predicted model, not a curated record. Gene Ontology annotation, cellular component: nucleolus; small-subunit processome. The transcript is spliced from 20 exons. Lineage: Eukaryota; Choanoflagellata; Craspedida; Salpingoecidae. The coding region runs from base 1 to 3513 and encodes 1170 amino acids. Gene Ontology annotation, biological process: rRNA processing.